Salmo salar (Atlantic salmon) is the source of this 1711-nucleotide messenger RNA. NCBI's taxonomy places the organism in Eukaryota, Metazoa, Chordata, Actinopteri, Salmoniformes, Salmonidae. The record is from RefSeq and is a predicted model, not a curated record.
UCCUUCGAAAGAGGACAGUGGAUUAUAACUGGUUCUCAGCAUGUAGCCAUGCAUCUUCCCAAAAAGGCUGGCCUGCCUGGUAGUCUUCUUUUAGACUUUUUUCUAAAGAUGUGGAUCCGCCCCUGCCUGAUUCCAUAUCUUAAACAUUGCCCGAGCACAUGAUCUGGGUGGUAUUUCUCUGUCGAUUAGCAGACAACGAGUGAGGAGUAGCUUUUUAACCUGCAGGAAAAAGUGGGAGAUAAACGUUGAUCCUGUCAAUCAAAAACUACAGAGUUUUUAGGCCGACCUUGCCGACAGAAAAACACAGAUGAAUUCCCUGUUUCUCCUGAGCUGUCUAAGCUCCACCUGGCUUCUCUUGGUAUACUCGCACAUGGUACUGGAGGACAAGCUAUCCACCAAUAUGUCUUCUUUCUCGAGUAUACAGAAUGGGAGCCUGUCAGAUGCUCCACCCAUCGUCAUUGUAGAGUUGCCCAAAACUGCAAAGAACAAAAUCAAGAAACCAAGAAAGAACAAAUUCAGCGUCAAAAACAAACGUCCACCUCCUCCCGCCAACUGCGUGCCAUUGUGGGGAAGCUGCAAAACCCCUAAUAAUGUGUGCUGUGAGUACUGCGCUUUCUGCCACUGCCGCCUUUUCAAGACUGUGUGCUAUUGUCGAAUGGGAAAUCCGCGGUGUUGAAGACAUGAAAGAAAAAUAACAAAAUAUUGGCAUAUUCACAAGGAGAGAAAAUGUCUAUGACUAGGCUUAUCAUACCAACUUGUUUGAUGUCUCACUUCUGAGGAUAAUGACCAAGGUUAAUUGAGGACAGAGCCUACAUGUGUAGGCCUAAAACCACACACAUCCUUGGACUAUCAUUCCAAAUUUGAGACAUUACAAAUAAUUGGAAUAAUAUUUAUCUCAAAAUGUAGAUGCCAUAUGAAGUAAAAAAAAAAGCGGCACCAGACAGGUUCCAUAAUUGUGUACUAGGACUUGCAAAAGGGAUUUUAAAUAGACUAGUUGACCCUUUCAUUAAAAUCUGUUACAUUUUAAAGUUUGGUGCCCUUUACGUAGACUACCUUUCCAUAAAUGGAGAAGUUGGCCUAGCCCAAGGCCUAUUAAAUCAUAGCCUAUAAUAGUGGAUAUUGAACUGGUUUCCUGACAAAACGAAAUAUAUUUUGUAAUUAUAUUCUAUUAAUGAAGACUUUGUUGUGAGACAUGUACAUGAAGCAGUAGCUUACACAUCAUGCCAGUGCUGUAAAAGAGACAGUGUGUAGGAUUUACUGUCUUGAGUAGUUUUCAAGUCCAGGGGCCAAAUUGUCUGGCUCUUUGAUAAAACAUGGCAAGCACCUUAAAAAAAGCACAAAUUGUGUUCCCCUACCUGGUUUUCAUAGAUUGAUGCUGCUAGUGUUCACAACCUCAUAAUGAUCAGCAGUGUUGUAUUGCACUUGACUGACAGCAGAAAUUAAACUAGCACUGGAGAAAUAAAAAUGUUCUAUAGUUCUAUAUUAAUAUGACAUGUUAUUUACAGAAAGAAAAACUGGCAAAAGCACUCAAGGAGCCAAAAUGUCUGUUCUUGAGUAAAAAAAUAAAUAACUACAAUAUUUACUGCGAGGCAUUUACUGAAGGACAUUAGUACUGAAUUUUUCUAUGGCAUAUGGCUUGUAUUAACACUUAUUUUAUUGAUGUAACGAAAAAUCUAAUCAACAUAUAUUUUGAAAUAAACUUCUAUUUACA